This is a messenger RNA of Ostertagia ostertagi, 1566 nucleotides long. The record is from the annotation of a GenBank genome assembly. NCBI's taxonomy places the organism in Eukaryota, Metazoa, Nematoda, Chromadorea, Rhabditida, Trichostrongylidae.
AUGUCAAAGUAUCUGCGCGUGCAGUUGUGCGUAAGACCGCAGGCUGUUGCAUGGGAAAUUCGCAAAUCUACUCGUUCACCCGUUCACGUUUCGCUUGAUACAAUUCCCAAUUCUGGAGUGUUGGAUAGCCAAGUUACCCUAUGCGAAGAAGACGACGACUUGAAGGAGGCUGCUCGAUUAUCGUUAGAAGAUGGCUGGCAAUUGGUGUUACCACGCCGUAAAAGGAGCACCAGUUCUUCUGGAGGAAUGGCACCUUGUCACGAAGAUGUCAUCAAUGAGUCUUCUUCAAAGGAUCAACGUGAGGUUGAGGUACCAUCUCGACUCAGCGUGUAUGACCGACUUUCCGCUCCUCGUCGUACCAUAUCGCCAUCAGUCUCGAAUAUGGCAGCGCCCUCCCCACGACCCAGCAGUAUUCGCUCCUCCGUUGCCUUACAGUCAGCUCGUCUUACUUGUCCAAAAAGCGCCAUGGAUCUUCCACAAACGAAGGCUUCUAUGGCCAAAAUGGCCUACAGUCGACAGCUACUCUGGGAACGAAAUCAGUCUUUAUUAGUGGAGAAACUACGCACAAAACAACGUAUGGAACGAGUUGAACGACAACGACGACGUGCUGGUCCUAGUCGCUGCGGAAUUCAUUUCGCUAAUCGGCCAACAAAUCAAAUUAAUGGCAGCUCUUUUCGACAGUGCGAUAGUGCGCCGGCAAGUGAGAGGAAUCCUUCAGUCGAUCGUUCCUUGCAAUCGAUCAAUGAAGUAGGUGAAGCCGAUGAGACUGAAACAGUUCCCGCAGAUCCCACUCCCACAGAUGCGAAUCGGGACAACAUUCGGUUUUCAGCAACUAGAUCGGAGCCAGCAUUUGGUGAAGUAUCAUCACUGCUUGGCCUAGACGAUGACGUUGAGUGGAGGGAAAUGACCGAGGAAGAGGAGUCGCUGGCGUUGGAGGAGCAAAGCCUCAAUCUUGAAAUAGAACAUGAGGAGUCAUUCUCAAUUGACAUCGAAUUAGAGCGGCAAGUUGCCGCUGAAGCUGAAGCUUUGGAAAAAUUUGAGCUCUGCCAAAAAGCUGCUCUUGCAGCCAAUCAGGUUCCGUUUUUGUUGAAGUUUCACUGCUGUGUUCCUCAGGGUAAACAGCCAGACAGUUGUUCAUCUACGUCGACUGUGGGACAACAAGCAGUUCGAACUCGAGACGAGAUCCGCCGGAGACCUCUCUUGACAUGGAGCGAGGUAGUUGGUAAGGAGCUGAUGCCACCGUACCGCGAACCGGGCACAGUUGCGGAACGUCAUGAGAAAAUGAGCAGUCCUAGUAGGAGGAGGUGCGAUAAAAAUGAUGCUGAUUUUUCUGUACGACAUGCUGAGAAACUGAAGAGAGCUACUGAAUUAAGAGCUCAGUUGCAAGCAGAAAAGACGGCGCGAUUACGAGAGUUGGCGCGCCGGGUAGAAGAGGUUCGUGAAAAAAAGCAGAAAGUAAUUGAAAGGAAAAGACAAUUGUUGGAGAUCCGCAUGGAAAGAGCGCAAGAAAAUCGAGAAAAAAAUAUUACCGAAAUUAUUCGAAAAGCGAAAGAUGACGAACAAAAG